Molecule: messenger RNA, 3278 nt
Organism: Dryobates pubescens (Downy woodpecker)
Lineage: Eukaryota; Metazoa; Chordata; Aves; Piciformes; Picidae
Gene: FAM171B
Product: family with sequence similarity 171 member B
Exons: 8
Coding region: 108-2501 (797 amino acids)
Source: RefSeq, a predicted model, not a curated record
UGCCGCUCUCCGCCGCAGUCCCGCCGCUGCCGCCGGAGCCGUUGGUCCCGGCUUCCUGCCUGCGUCCUCGCCCGCAAUAUGCCUCCACUGCCCUCGGGCUGCUCGCCAUGCCGGGGACCUGCGGGCGCCUCUCCUCCUUGCUCCUGGGGCUGGCGGCCGCGCUGCUGCUGAUGGGGCAGCCACCUCUUGCCGCCGCCGCAGCUGCCGCCACCCGCCCGCAACAGCAGCGGGCGGCGCUGCCGGGGGAAGCCCCCGCCGCCACGGCGGCUUCAGGAUCUGUUUUUACGCUGAAAGUCCAAGUGAAUGACAUGAUCAGUCAUCAGUACCUGCCACAAGCUGUUGUGGAAGUGUUUGUUAACUACACAAAGACCAACUCUACUCUUACGGGAAACAAUGGAGCAGUGUUAAUAAAAGUCCCCUACAAAUUAGGCUUAAGCUUAACUAUUGUAUCUUACAAGGAUGGCUACAUGUUGACACCUUUGCCUUGGAAGACUGGGAGGAUGCCAAUCUACUCAUCGGUGACGCUCUCGUUGUUCCCACAAAGCCAAGCUAAUAUAUGGCUGUUUGAAGAUACUGUCUUAAUAACUGGAAAACUGUCUGAUGCCAAAUCUCAACCAAGUGUCCAGUUUCCAAAGUUUUUAAUAAAGCUUCCAACAAGUCACCAUAUUACAAACCUUACAGCCUACCUGACAGUGCCAGAGCAAUUCUUGAAAGUGGAUAGCUUCCUCUAUACAACAGGAAUUCUUCUAAAUAAAUCAGGUUUCAAAAGCAUGGAACUGGCUCCUCUUGCUGCAAUAUGUGUAAAUGUUCUUUUGGCUGGGAAAGAACUGAAAGUAAAUGGUCCCAUCCAGAUUACACUUCCUCUUCCCACCACUACUGUAAAAUCAGGAGAUGCUAUACCUGCAUGGACAUUUGAUAUGAAAACUGGUGCUUGGGUAAGCCGUGGCCUGGGAAUGGUAAAGGAGGCAGAUGGUCAGUUAGUGUGGACAUACACUGCUCAACACUUAGGCUACUGGAUAGCAGCUCCACUGCCUGGAACAAGAGAAUCCAUUAUUAGUGCAGUUUCCAAGGACAUCACAGCCUACCACACGGUGUUCCUUACAGCCAUACUGGGAGGUACUGUUGUCAUAAUCAUUGGAUUUUUUGCUGUUCUUCUUUGUUACUGCAGGGAUAAAUGUGGUCGGACACAAAAGAAGGAAAAAACCACAACGAAGCUGGAGGUCAUAAAGAAGGACCAGACAACGUCGACAACUCACAUCAACCACAUCAGCGCCGUCAAAGGGGCUUUAAAGUUGGAGGAUAAGCCCCAGUUGUACGGGCCCAAGGUUUCUUACAGCCCCCAAAGAAGGAUGUCCACAGACACAGAAGAUGGGAAAUCACGAGACAACUUUAAAAUCUACACAGAGGAUGCUUCUUAUCAGCCCUCCUGCCAGACCGAGCAGUCGAGAAAUUCAGCCCAUUCCCUGGAGCCCAGUGCUGGAGGCAGGCAUUUACAGCAGCCAAAGCAUAGCAGCAGUACGACUUCCCAGGCUCCUAGGGACGUUCAGGACCAAACCAGAUUCCUUACGCUGAAAGAGGACGUGUAUGGGCUUUCCCAUAUCCCAGAGCAUCUCAUGCACAUUUACAAUCAGCCCAUCGCCAUCCUCCAAACCUCGGACCUCUUCCACUCCCCGGAACAGCUGCACCCCGCUAAAUCGGCGACGUUGCCAAGGAAAGGGCAGUUAGUGUACAGCCCCCUGAUGGAACCCAUGAGUCGUGACAGCUACAUGCAGACGUUGCCCAAGAUGCCGGCGCACUCUCACCCGCAGCCUUCUGCCUGCAGGGAGGAAAGCGGCGCGCUGGACGGCGAGGAGGGCUUGCCCUCCCAGGCGGCAAGCUGGGGCCGCUACACUAACAGCCUGCUGGAGUCUGUCUCUGUUCCCGGGACGCUGAACGAAGCGGUCGUGAUGACUCCAUUUUCCUCUGAACUUCAAGGCAUUUCGGAGCAAACCUUACUGGAGCUCUCUAAAGGAAAGCCAUCUCCACACCCUCGAGCGUGGUUUGUUUCCCUGGACGGGAAGCCGAUCGCUCAAGUGAGGCACUCCUUCAUAGAUCUGAAAAAGGGCAGAAAGACGGAGAGUAACGACACCAGUCUGGACUCUGGUGUGGACAUGAACGAGCACCAUCCCAGCAGGAAACUGGAGAGAGAGAAAACUUUCAUUAAAAAUAUGCCACAUUCUAAGAUCCUUUACUUGGAAGACCUGGAUCUGAGUAGCAGUGAAAGCGGGACCACUGUUUGCACUCCAGAGGACCAGGCUGUGAGGCACAUUCUGGAUGGAGGGAGUGGGCCAGUCCUAGAACAGCACGAGGAGGAAGGCCUAAGAAAGAAAACUGUAUCAGGAGCUCAUGAAUCUGGUAUCCCUUCUGCUAAAAAAAGGGAUAGGCCAUCUAUCACAAAAAGAGAUAGCAAGACCAAUAUCUGGAAGAAAAGAGAGGAGAGGCCUCUUAUUCCUAUAAAUUAAAACACAAUGUGCUUUGUGUUGUUGCUCUCCCUGCUGGUUCUUGACCUUUUGGCCGCUUCUGUCAAUUUCUGCAGUGCUGGGUUUACAGGGGAAAUGUUGUUUUCUAGUAUCAAGAAAAGUUACAUUUGUUUUGAAUAUACAGAUCAAGUUGCUAAACUUCAGCUGGGCAACUGAUAUUCCACCUCCACUGAAAACAGGGAAAUGCUACUAUUAAAGUUCUCCAGUUCCUGGUUUUGCUGGCAGUGGGUAGGGAAGGCCCACGUUUUCAUUAGCCUGUCCUUCUUGGACACAGCUCCGGGAGUGCAGGGUGAGAAAUGCAGGCACGUGUUUUCAUUCUUUUUGUACUUGUUGCUAAUGCUUUGGUAGACCUUUUAAAGCCAUUCCUCAGCCUUGUUCCUGAUCUGUGUGACCAUCUGUACAGUAUUUUCUAUGUGAACUUUUCUAGGGGUCUGUUACUACUUUGUAUAAUGGAAAAAUGUUUCAUCGGUUAGUCCCAUGACACCAGCAGAUGAACUCUGUUGGAUUUAUCAGCAGAGCUCUAUAGCAUUACUGCCCUCCCUGUGUGCCCAUCCACCUACAGAAGGCUGCCCUUCCGUAGAGCAGUGGCAGAAGGGGAAAGUGCACAAACUCUGUGGCCACUGCAGUUCCUGGUCCCUGCUGUCUUAAGAUGCUGCCUGUCUGCUUUGUUGUGAGCUGCGAAUACUGAAGACUGACAUCUGCUGUGGAGUGUCCACAUCCAGCAGAAAGGACUGAUUCUAGUAGCAUUUGAAGCUGCUG